CCGUGCGAGACGCAGCAGCGUAACCGCGUCAGCGCCGCGCGUGCCCCGGCCGACAACUGAGCGUCGCAUGUUUGAUGCACGUGCGCGGUACACGUUCCUCCGCCGAGCGCUGCUAUCGCCUCUGCGUGUGCUGUGUGACUGUGCGUCCUCGCCUGUAUUCUAUCGCAAUUCUACACUGCUGUCAUGAGGAGGUGUCAACAACAACGCUCCGAAACGUCGUCGACAUGGGCGGCUGCUGAAAAGUGCACGCGUCUGCGCUCCUCGCUCACACUCUUCGUGUCGACGCAUGAAUCCCUAGUGUGAAAGUUACUCAAUGAGGAAUGAGCGCGGCUGCACCGAAAUGGGAGUAACUGCGCUUAGGCUGUGAAACGAGAAGAAACGAGCAUCUACCCUUCUGGAGAACUGUGCGCGGCAGCAGCCCCGCACACCGGCAAGCUGGCCACGGCAGCCAUGAACCCGCAUUACCACGCUUACACGGAGCUGGCGAGUCCGCACUCGCCGCCUCCGGACAACAGCUCCUACCACCCGCACCACCACCACCACCAUCACCACCACCACCCGCACCCGCCGCACCCUGCGGCCGGACCCGGGGGUGGGCCUCCCGGAGGCGGCGGCGGGGGCGGCGGCCCGGGGGGCCCCGUCAGCGGACCCGGCGGGCCCGGCGGCGGCCCGCAGCAGAUGCACCCGCACCACCAGCACCACCUCAACAACGCCAACAACAACAAUAACAACAGCGGCAACGCCAACAACAACAACCCCGCAGCGACGACGGUGGGCGGCGGCGGGCCCGGCGGCGGUCCCGCCAGCAGCGCGGGGCCCAACCCCAACAACAACGGCGGGCCCGCCAACAACAACAACAACAACUGCACGGGCGGCACGGUGAAGGUGUGCGCCGGCUGCGGCGGCAAGAUCGUGGAGCGCUUCCUGCUGCACGCGCUCGACCGCUACUGGCACAACGGCUGCCUCAAGUGCUCCUGCUGCGGCGCCAUGCUCGCAGACAUCGGCGGCUCCUGCUUCACCAAGGCCAACAUGAUCCUCUGCAAGACAGACUACAUCAGGCUGUUCGGCAGCAGCGGGGCGUGCUCGGCGUGCGGCCAGACCAUCCCUGCGUCGGAGUUCGUGAUGCGCGCCGGGCCGCAGCACCACGUGUUCCACCUCAAGUGCUUCGCGUGCUCCAAGUGCGGCGGGCAGCUGGUGCCCGGGGACCGCUACUGCCUGCUGGCCGGCAGCCUGGUGUGCGAGCAGGACUGGCACAAGCUGCUCAAGGGCUCGGCGGUGGCGUCGGCGGCGGCGGAGCCGGUGGCUGCCGCCGCCGCUACAACACUAACUCGGCGUGUUAGGUUUACAAUGGCCGCGUCGGCGGUGGCGGCGCCCAGCCCCGGCGCCCGGCGGGCGUACACUCAGGACCGCGCCGGCUUCAAGCGCGCCCUCACAUACAGAUACACUCGCUGA
Molecule: messenger RNA, 1452 nt
Organism: Schistocerca piceifrons (Central American locust)
Lineage: Eukaryota; Metazoa; Arthropoda; Insecta; Orthoptera; Acrididae
Product: LIM/homeobox protein Lhx3-like
Exons: 6
Coding region: 451-1452 (333 amino acids)
Source: RefSeq, a predicted model, not a curated record